This is a messenger RNA of Gastrolobium bilobum, 1140 nucleotides long. RefSeq lists its product as uncharacterized. The transcript is spliced from 2 exons. The record is from RefSeq and is a predicted model, not a curated record. Bases 1 to 1140 code for a protein of 379 amino acids. NCBI's taxonomy places the organism in Eukaryota, Viridiplantae, Streptophyta, Magnoliopsida, Fabales, Fabaceae. Gene Ontology annotation, molecular function: zinc ion binding; nucleic acid binding.
AUGGAGAGUGGCCCCCCCAAUGGGGAAGAGAACUCGAUGGAGGAAGAUGAGGAGUUAGCUGAUGAAGGUAAGGAGGAUGCCCAACCUGUUCCAGAAGUCACAUGCGAAGUUAGGGUUGACGGAAGGACCAAUUUUUUGCUUUCCAAAGAGUUCAAAAAGAAGGCUUGGCGUCCAUGGCAUCAAGCGAUUUAUGUCAAAUUAUUGGGGAAAAGACUAUCCCUAGCUUUUAUGGAAAAAAGUCUGGAGAAUAUGUGGGCGCGUGAAGGACAGCUGAUGAUCACAGAUGUGGAGAAUGGGUUCUACCUAGUGCGAUUUUCAGAGAAAAAAGACCUCGAUCAUGCUUUGACUGCUGGCCCGUGGGUGAUUUUGGAUCAUUACUUGGUGAUUCGAGCUUGGGAACCUGAUUUCCAACCGUUUCAAGCGGCAGUUAACAGAGUCAUGGCUUGGGUAAGACUACCUCAAUUCCCUAUUGAAUAUGUAAAUACUAAAUUAGUAAAGAGUAUAGGGAAUUGGAUUGGUCGAUUUGUCAAAUUAGAUGCUGCUACUACUUCACUUGCUAGGGGUAGAUUUGCACGGAUUUGUGUGGAACUGGAUUUAAGUAAUCCCCUACAGGCUGAUUAUAAAAUAGAAGGUAGGUUAAAGAAGAUUGAAUAUGAAGGUUUACAUAUAGUGUGUUAUUCUUGUGGCCAGUAUGGUCAUAGAGCUGAAAAAUGCUCUAAAUCUACAGUUGGACCUGGUGGAGAUGGAAAGGAAGAAGAAAUGAGAAAUGCUGACUUAGGGAAUGAUGAGGGCAGGGAAGUAAGUCAAAAUCAGACCGUGGAGGGUGGAUCUUUUGGCCCUUGGAUGUUAGUGAAUAUACAACAGGGUGCUAGUAAGGCUUCCAAUUCUAAGAUAGCAGAGCACAAAGUUAAGGAUAGCUCUAUUCACAAUGGGAGCCGGGUAAAGGGUGCAAAUUUCAAUGUUCUGAGGACAGUAGCUGAGGAGAAUGAGAAUUUGGGGAAUAUGGAGUCUGUGAAGGAAACCCAAGUGUAUUCGGAGGAAAGACAAAUGGUUAGGAAUACAAAAAGAGAGAAGAUGAAUUUAAAGGAGAAGGCCAUUGAUGCUCACCGGCUUGUGACAAAUAAUUGUCGAUUGGUGUAA